AAGUGUAAGAGACCGCGCUGGAAUCACGGUCUUCGAUAUUUCAUACCAGCCAAAGAUAUCGCACUAAACGCAGUGUACGUAUUCAUAAAGGAACACAUUUUUUUCAUUGCCAUUUCACCGAUAUUAUCUAAGGCAUAGAUGUUUUUCUUCAGAGGAAAUAUUUCUGCCUUAAUUUGAGAUCGGGUCCUGCACAAGCCAUAUUCUAUUUGGAAAACACCUAUAAACAUCAUCACCAUAUUUCAAUGAAAACUGAGAUUUAGACGAAUUUUUCCUGUCUUCUGAGAAAGUGGUGUCCUGGUCAGGAAAAAAGUGAUUUAUCACAACAAUAUAUCAAAUUAGCGUUAUUCUUUACGAAAUGGAUAAGAUAAAGAACGUUUUAUCAAACUAGCCACAUCAUGGCAUACGAGGGAUACAGCCAGGAAAAUUUGACUAAACUAUACAUCACCCACACAGACGUCAGUGCUACGAAGACCGCUAUGUGUGAGACAGCCCGUUUUAUAGAAACUGCAGUGAUGGGGUACUUAGCAAUUGUCAUCGUUGUACUAGGAAUGAUUGGAAACAGUCUCUCUAUUGUUGUGUUAACGAGAAAGGCGAUGCAUACUUCUACCAACUGCUACUUGUUGGCACUAGCUAUCUGGGAUACCGUGGUAAUAAUCUGUACCUUACUUCUGAUGAGUAUCCCCUCCUUGUCUUCCGAGUUCAGGGAUCACGUGAUGCCAUACGUGGUGGUAUUAGUGUACCCUCUGGCUCUGACAGCCCAAAUGUCCACUCUUUGGCUUACUGUGUCCUUCACAGUGGAACGGUACAUCGCUGUCUGUCAUCCACUACGAGCUGCCCGAAUGUGUACAGUAGCGCGAGCACGUGUUGUCAUAGUGAUAGUAUCUGUUGUGUCUGUUCUGUUCAAUAUGAGUCGUUGGUUUGAAUAUCGUUUGAAAUUCCACGAUCCUGGGCAGUUUAGUAACAACCGGUCGGCAAUAUCUUACGAACAGACCGAUUUAGUGAAUAACGACGAUUACAAGCAAGUUUAUUUCUUCUGGCUCUAUCUUCUAGUUAUGUUUAUAGUCCCUCUGAUCUCUCUCUCGGUGCUCAACACAUUUCUGAUCCUUGCCGUCCGUCAGUCUCAGAUCCAGCGAAAAGACAUGAACGUCCGACAGUCACGUGAGAAUAACGUGACCAUCAUGCUGGUCUCUAUCAUCAUUGUGUUUAUCAUCUGUCAAAUUCCAGCACUGAUCUACAAUCUAGCUUGGGCCAUCGACAUGCAUACUGUAAAGAUGGCGUGUGGAUGGAACGUGCUUUCUACUUUCCGUAACUUCAUGGUGACUCUAAACAGCUGUGUUAACUUCAUACUCUACUGUGCGUUAGGACAACGAUUCCGUCACACGUUCAUCCGGUCAUUCUGUCGUUGCUUGAUAUUGACAGAAAAUGGUAAUUCCUUUCGGUAUGUUAACUCUGCUAUGAUGGCGUCAUCCUCCAUGAAUACCUAUUCCAAAUACCGGUUAGUUCGAGCUAAGCAGGGACUCUUGACAUUCCGAAUGAACGAUAUGUCACCUCCUACAGGUCUACAUAGGAGAUCGACACUACAGACGUCAAUGCAGCCCUCUAAGGAUACCACGAAAGUGUCUCUGAUGGACGGAGGAACAGGAACAAAGCACUCUCAGGGCAGUUCUUCCGAUACAACCCACGGCACUUCCCCCUCUAAGGACUCCCUCAACAAUGAUAUGUCCGACAAAGAGGCUGACACUACAAAUAUGGUGAAACCUUUGGAUCUACUUUGAACAACAUGUGUUCGGUGUCACAGACGUAAAAUAUACUUAAUAAAGUUAAUGACUUGUUUAUCAACUUUGGUCAAAAGCAAAAACAAAGGCAACAAAGGAAGGACAUUCCCAUUACAUUCCAUCUUAAUCGGAUAUGACCAUCAACAAAAACAAACAAGGCUUAAAUGCA
Molecule: messenger RNA, 1944 nt
Organism: Saccostrea echinata
Lineage: Eukaryota; Metazoa; Mollusca; Bivalvia; Ostreida; Ostreidae
Product: FMRFamide receptor-like
Exons: 2
Coding region: 396-1775 (459 amino acids)
Biological process (GO): G protein-coupled receptor signaling pathway
Cellular component (GO): membrane
Molecular function (GO): G protein-coupled receptor activity
Source: RefSeq, a predicted model, not a curated record